Molecule: messenger RNA, 2546 nt
Organism: Arabidopsis lyrata subsp. lyrata
Lineage: Eukaryota; Viridiplantae; Streptophyta; Magnoliopsida; Brassicales; Brassicaceae
Product: auxin-responsive protein SAUR15
Exons: 1
Coding region: 1951-2355 (134 amino acids)
Biological process (GO): response to auxin
Source: RefSeq, a predicted model, not a curated record
AGAACUAGCCUAGCCUAGGCCUAGCAAUACAUUUUGGAAUGUAAUUUCAAAUUCGAUUCAUGUGAAGGAAGAGAUAGUCCACAGAUUGUUAAGUAGAUCACUUGAGUUCAAUUGGGGCCUACUAGAAGAAUUUCGAAAAGCUAUAAACCUUUGACUUUGUACAAAGUCAAAAGUAUUGUGGCCCAACCACUUGUCUCCACCACCUCUCGACAGUUUCCAGCUCCAAACCAUCCUUUUUUUAGUUGCCUCUCCUACAUAUUUUUCACUACAAAUUAAGAUUUAUCGCAGAGUCUAAAAAUAAAAUAAAAACCCUGUAAGCAAGCAUAUUGACUCCGAAUAUGUAUAAGUUAAAACAAACCAAAUGAGUUUUCUUAAAUUCUUUUUUCACGUACCCACUUUGGUAGAUAUUCUUGACCUAUGCUUAGGAGGUUGGUGUUGAGCAUUACCAAAUCCAAUCAUUAGCUGGCCAAUAAUCAUAACAGAAACAAAGUUAUAAUAACAAUUGAAUCAACCGUUUUAAAACUUGGAUAUAACAUUUGAUACACUUUUGUUUUCUUCUUUAUGCUGACUUUAAUGGUCAGCAGGAAGUUAUUAAUAUGAAUUAAAAAACUAAGAUAACAAGAACAGCUAAUUAAAUAAUACAAACACAGAUAAUGGUAACAACUAUAAGUUAUAAUCGGCUCUCGUUGUAUUGAAGCCGGCCUACAGAGCCGGCUAGAGAAUCAUUCUUUUCUACAAAUAUACAAUCAUAUAUGUCUUUUUAGUCAAAUAUAUAAAUCAUAGUUGUUUACGAUUUUACGCUAAAUAGAUGACACGUACGUAUAUAAACUAUAAUAAUUUGCUUAAACUGUACUAUUUCAUAUGAGAUUAUAUCCACUUAUAUAUCGAUAUUGAAUCAUUGAUCUACAAAUUGCAUUAUUUUUAGACACAACUUAAUACUUAAACAUGGAUUCAUUUGGUAUUUUCAAAACAAUUUGUAUCCUUUAUAACCACUCAAACUAAUCAGUAAUCACAUUUGAAUGAUGUCCGAUUUCUUUAAUGAGAUAUUAAUCAACAAAUUCAUGCAUAUAUGUAUGUCAAUAUGCAAUUAGUGACUCCAACUCUCAUAUUAUUAUAUAGGUAGGUAUAUCUUAUACACUUAAAUACGACACUGCUUUAUGACAUCUUACCUACUACUAAAAACUAUAUCUACAUGCUUAGAUGCACAUGCAAAUAUGUAAGAAACAUCACUUAAAAAUACUAUAGUUCAUCAUAUGAAAACAUCUGUUGCAUGGAUUCCAUACAUUUUGUUUCCAUCCAUUAAUUUAAACUAAUAUUCGGCUUAUAGUUAUGUACUAUAUCCGAUAAGGCAUUGGAUGAUCACCAAUUCUUUACUCUUAUGUGAACUUGAAUAUUCGGUCAUCAGAAAAAUCAUUUGUUUUGUAAAACAAGCAAUCAUCUCGGUGAUUAAAAGGCCAUAUAUUUAAUCUUAAAUCAAGAAUGACAUUUCAUAUACGUAUUAAAUUAAAUGUCACGGACCGUAUAUCGAAUACGUACGAACCUCCGUGAUAACCUAUCGCUCGCGUAAGGUACUAAGGUAAAAUAAUAAGUGGUGCAAUUUUAGUCUCAAAAGACACAUAUAUCACGUAACCAUGAUUUGCGACGAGAUAUAUGCAUUUUGAUUAUCAAAAAUAUAUAAUAAUUUUUAAAAAAUUCAUGUCCCUCGGCUAAGAAAUGCACCCCACUAUUCGAAGUCAACACAGACAAAAAAAAAAUUACGAAAAACAAAAAUAAAAUAAAGUCAAAAAGCUCGCUAGUUCUCUUUUUAUUAUAUUGUUAUAUAUCUCAUCUUAGUAUAUAAUCACCAACCAUCUUCUUCUUCCAUUUUCUUCAUCUUCAUAAUCUUAAUUUUUCUACAAGUUUCUAGAGGAAAAAAACUAAAAAUAUAUUUUUGUUAAUUAAAGAAGAAAAAUGCUAGGAAAAAGAAUAGCUUCCUUCAAGAACUUAGCCAAGAAAAUGAAGAGCAUCAACACGACGACGAGAAGCGGAGGAGAAGGCGGCUCCCAGUCAACAUAUAACGAGUCUCUUCUGAUGAAUGAGGCGGAGGAGACGGCGAUGGAGACAAAGACGCCGACCGGGACGUUCGCGGUGUACGUAGGGGAAGAGCGCGUGAGGCGCGUGGUUCCGACAAGCUACUUGAAUCAUCCUCUCUUUAGGAUGCUCCUUGAGAAGUCUCACGACGAGUUCCUCUGUUUCGGGCAGAAGGUUAUGUUGGUCGUCCCUUGCAGCCUCUCCGUUUUCCAAGACGUUGUAAAUGCCAUCGAGUCUUGUAACGGCAACUUUGAUUUCGGCGAGUUUGUCGAGGAAUUUCUAUAAAUUUAAUUUCGACUUCUUCUUCAUAAUUAUGAUUUUUCCUCAAGACAUUUUCUUAGGUCUUUUUUAGGAAAUUAUAUAUUCAUAGGAUUGAUUGAUUGUGAAAUUUGUGAUACAUUGAACGCCCCUUUGUUGCGUGGUGUGGAAUUUGUAAUUUUUUCCUAAAUAUCAAUACAUAGUUUUAUCUAGUUUAA